Molecule: messenger RNA, 3234 nt
Organism: Mus caroli (Ryukyu mouse)
Lineage: Eukaryota; Metazoa; Chordata; Mammalia; Rodentia; Muridae
Gene: Il33r
Product: interleukin 1 receptor like 1
Biological process (GO): signal transduction
Molecular function (GO): interleukin-1 receptor activity; interleukin-33 binding
Source: RefSeq, a predicted model, not a curated record
AAGUUUAGGAAUUUCCAGUAAGUGAGACAGCAGCAUUUUUGAACAAGUCAUGAAUUUUGGCUAAAACUAAAAUUCUAUGAUGGGCGGGUUAAAAAAUGCCAAGACAUCUGUGUAUUUAAAAAGAAAGAGGGAGCAUGCCCACGUGGGUAGUCUGCAGGAACGAGACAAAGGAGCGCCAAGUAGCCUCACGGCUCUGAGCUUAUUCUCUCCAGCCCUUCAUCUGGGUAUCUACAGUGAUUUCUCUUCUGGACCCUACCUCAGAGAGCACGCGUCAACGGCCUAGUGAACACACCAUUACUAUCCUGUGCCAUUGCCAUAGAGGGACCUCAGCCAUCAAUCACUAGCACAUGAUUGAGAGACAGAGAAUGGGACUUUGGGCUUUGGCAAUUCUGACACUUCCUGUGUAUUUGACAGUUACCGAGGGCAGCAAAUCGUCCUGGGGUCUGGAAAAUGAGGCUUUAAUUGUGAGAUGCCCCCAAAGAGGACGCUCGACUUAUCCUGUGGAAUGGUAUUACUCAGAUACAAAAGAAAGUAUUCCUACUCAAAAAAGAAAUCGGAUCUUUGUCUCAAGAGAUCGUCUGAAGUUUCUACCAGCCAGAGUGGAAGACUCUGGGAUUUAUGCUUGUGUUAUCAGAAGCCCCAACUUGAAUCAGACUAGAUACUUGAAUGUCACCAUACAUAAAAAGCCGCCAAGCUGCAAUAUCCCUGAUUAUUUGAUGUACUCGACAGUACGUGGAUCAGAUAAAAAUUUCAAGAUAACGUGUCCAACAAUUGACCUGUAUAAUUGGACAGCACCUGUUCAGUGGUUUAAGAACUGCAAAGCUCUCCAAGAGCCAAGGUUCAGGGCACACAGGUCCUACUUGUUCAUUGACAACGUGACUCCUGAUGAUGAAGGUGACUACACUUGUCAAUUCACACACACAGAGAAUGGAACCAACUACAACGUGACUGCCACCAGAUCAUUCACAGUUGAAGAAAAAGGCUUUUCUAUGUUUCCAGUAAUUACAAAUCCUCCAUACAACCACACAAUGGAAGUGGAAAUAGGAAAAACAGCAAGUAUUGCCUGUUCAGCUUGCUUUGGCAAAGGCUCUCACUUCUUGGCUGAUGUCCUGUGGCAGAUUAACAAAACAGUAGUUGGAAAUUUUGGUGAAGCAAGAAUUCAAGAAGAGGAAGGUCGAAAUGAAAGUUCCAGCAAUGACAUGGAUUGUUUAACCUCAGUGUUAAGAAUAACUGGUGUGACAGAAAAGGACCUGUCCCUGGAAUAUGACUGUCUGGCCCUGAACCUUCAUGGCAUGAUAAGGCACACCAUAAGGCUGAGAAGGAAACAACCAAUUGAUCACCGAAGCAUCUACUACAUAGUUGCUGGAUGUAGUUUAUUGCUAAUGUUUAUCAAUGUCUUGGUGAUAGUCUUAAAAGUGUUCUGGAUUGAGGUUGCUCUGUUCUGGAGAGGUAUAGUGACACCUUACAAAACCCGGAAUGACGGCAAGCUCUACGAUGCGUACAUCAUUUACCCUCGGGUCUUCCGGGGCAGCGCGGCAGGAACCCGCUCUGUGGAGUACUUUGUUCACCACACUCUGCCCGACGUUCUUGAAAAUAAAUGUGGCUACAAGUUGUGCAUUUAUGGGAGAGACCUGCUGCCUGGGCAAGAUGCAGCCACUGUGGUGGAAAGCAGUAUCCAGAAUAGCAGAAGACAGGUGUUUGUCCUGGCCCCUCACAUGAUGCACAGCAAGGAAUUUGCCUACGAGCAGGAGAUUGCUCUGCACAGCGCCCUCAUUCAGAACAAUUCCAAGGUGAUUCUUAUUGAAGUGGAGCCUCUGGGUAAGGCAAGCCGACUACAGGUUGGGGACCUGCAAGAUUCUCUCCAGCAUCUUGUGAAAAUUCAGGGGACCAUCAAGUGGAGGGAAGAUCAUGUGGCCGACAAGCAGUCUCUAAAUUCCAAAUUCUGGAAGCAUGUGAGGUACCAAAUGCCAGUGCCGGAAAGAGCCUCCAAGAUGGCAUCUGUUGUGGCUCCGUUGAAUGGCAAGGCAUGCUUAGACCUGAAACACUUUUGAGUUGAGAGCUGCGGAGUCCCAGCAGUAGGCACCGGAGUGCAGGUGUGAAGACUUGAAAUGCCAAGGGUGGGGGCCCCAAAUCUCAGCUAAGGAGCAACUCUAGUUUAUUUUCCUGGUUAUGGGAGGAGCCACCCAUCGCCUGUUUCCGGUUUCCUUUUCCUACUUCACUCUUGUGGCACAAGAUCAAACCUGAGCUUUUUCUCUUUUAUUUCUCUUUUUGUUCCUUCUUUUUAAAGAUUUUUGUAUUGGUUAUCUUAUUUAUCUACCUUUCAAAUGUUAUCCACCUUCCCGCUGCCCCCUCUACAACCCCCCUCCCCGCUUCCCUCCUUCCCCCCUGCUUCUAUGAGGGUGCCCCCCACACCUUCCCAUCCACUCCAGUCUUACAGGCCUUGUGUUCCCCUACGCUGGGGCAUCGAGCCUCCAUAAGACCUCCCCUCUCACUCAUCAAUUAUCUACAUUCUGAAUAUCAAGCCGACAGGUUUGUUUUUGUUUUUGUUUUUUUUUUUUUUGGAGACAGGGUUUCUCUGUUUAGCCCUGGCUGCCUGGAACUCACAUUGUAGAUCAGGCUGGCCUCGAACUCAGAAAUCCACCUGCCUCUGCCUCCUGAGUGCUGGGAUUAAAGGCAUGCGCCACUACGCGGGGCUAAGCUGACACUUUCAGAAUAAAGUUCUGAUUCACCUGAAAGAGCAGUCUCAUUCCCAGAGGCAGAGAGCAGGAAAGAGCCUCCAAUGUGCUUGUUCAGGCACAGCUGACAUUAUUUGCUUACUAGUCACAGGAAAACAAAGUGUUUCUCCAUGUUGCCUCUUGUAUUAGAUUAGGAAGGGAAUCCCUGUAUUAGAUUAGGAAGGGAAUGAGCCGUCCUACAGACCAGUUUGUGAAUUGUGGUGGAAAAAGUGUUGAAGUUUGUUAAAUGCUUGUUAGCAAUGUAAACCUCAUUCCUAACACACCAGAAUUUCUUACUUUUUAUUUGUCAAUUACCGAGUUUUGUCAAGUCAGUAUUAACAGAUUUGGUUGAAUACCUUUCCCAAAUUGCCAUUACAGUCGAGCAUGUUUUCAGUUCUAAAUGCCUUUUAUAUAUUCUUCUAUUCUUCUUAGAAAUACUUCCUCACUUUAAAAGUAAUGUAAAGAUGUAUUAGAAAACAUAAGGUGUAAGAGAAAAUAUGAUAAAAUAUAAAAAAUAAUA